CGCGGGUGCUGCUCAUCCGCUGUACAAGAAGGCAGAUCUUUGCUCUGUAUCUUCUCUAUCCGUUUGCAGUCAUGAGUAGCGAAUUCCUGGCUGAGGUGCACUGGGAGGAUGGGUUCGCCAUCCCGGUGGCGAACGAGGAGAACAAGAUACUGGAAGAUCAGUUGUCAAAGCUGAAGGAUGAAAGAGCAAGCUUGCAAGAUGAGUUACGUGAGUCUGAAGAGCGAAUUAAUUCUAUGGCUUCUCACUUCAAAAAUGUUAAGCAAGAGCUCUCAAUUACACAGUCUCUUUGCAAAGCAAGGGAGUGUGAGACUGAAAGUGAAGAACAUUUUAAGGCCAUUGCUCACAGAGAAUUGGGACGAGUGAAAGAUGAAAUUCAACGGCUGGAAAAUGAGAUGGCUUCAAUACUGGAAAAGAAAAGUGAUAAAGAAAAUGGCAUAUUUAAAGCCACUCAAAAAUUGGAUGGUUUGAAAUGUCAAAUGAACUGGGACCAGCAAGCAUUGGAGGCCUGGUUAGAAGAAUCCGCUCAUAAAGAUAGUGAUGCUCUCACUCUUCAGAAGUAUGCACAACAAGAUGAUAAUAAAAUCAGGGCACUGACUCUGCAAUUAGAAAGACUAACUUUGGAAUGUAAUCAGAAAAGAAAGAUACUUGACAACGAACUUACAGAGACUAUAAGUGCACAGUUAGAAUUGGAUAAAGCAGCACAAGAUUUUCGUAAGAUUCAUAAUGAAAGACAAGAACUCAUUAAACAGUGGGAGAAUACAAUAGAACAGAUGCAGAAGAGGGAUGGAGACAUAGAUAACUGUGCUUUGGAAUUAGCAAGGAUAAAGCAGGAAACAAGAGAAAAAGAAAAUCUGGUUAAAGAAAAGAUCAAGUUUUUGGAAAGUGAGAUUGGGAAUAACACAGAGUAUGAGAAAAGAAUUUCUGUGGCUGAUCGUAAACUUUUAAAAUGUAGAACGGCAUAUCAGGACCAUGAAACUAGUAGAAUUCAGCUGAAGGGUGAGCUGGAUUCUUUAAAAGCCACUGUGAAUAGAACUUCCAGUGAUUUAGAAGCUCUGAGGAAAAAUAUUUCCAAGAUGAAGAAGGACAUUCAUGAAGAAACAGCAAGGUUACAAAAAACUAAAAAUCAUAAUGAGAUAAUACAAACAAAAUUAAAGGAGAUAACUGAGAAAACCAUGUCUGUAGAAGAGAAAGCUACUAAUUUGGAAGAUAUAGUGAAAGAGGAGGAAAAAGAUGUGAAGGAAGUAGAUGUUCAACUGAACCUCAUAAAAGGUGUGCUGUUUAAGAAAGCUCAGGAGUUACAGACUGAGACAAUGAAAGAAAAAGCGGUUUUAUCAGAAGUUGAAGGAACUCGUUCCUCUCUGAAACAUCUCAACCAUCAGUUACAAAAACUGGAUUUUGAAACCUUGAAGCAACAAGGAAUUAUGUACAGUCAGGAUUUUCACAUUCAACAAGUGGAACGGAGAAUGUCACGGUUAAAGGGAGAAAUUAAUUCAGAAGAAAAACAAGCCCUUGAAGCAAAAAUUAUUGAACUUAAGAAGUCUUUGGAAGAGAAACAAUCUACAUAUGGCCUUUUGGAAACACAGAUCAAGAAGCUUCAUAAUGAUCUUUAUUUUAUCAAGAAGACACAUAGUAAAAACAGUGAUGAAAAACAGUCCCUUAUGACUAAAAUAAAUGAACUAAACCUUUUCAUCGACGGAUCAGAGAAAGAACUUAAUAAAGCCAAAGCUUUUAAGCAGGAUUUGAUGAUAGAGGACAAUCUUUUAAAACUUGAAGUUAAGCGUACUCGAGAAAUGCUUCACAGUAAGGCAGAAGAAGUUCUUUCCCUAGAAAAAAGAAAACAGCAAUUAUACACAGCAAUGGAAGAGCGAACUGAAGAAAUCAAGGUUCAUAAAACAAUGCUUGCAUCACAAAUAAGAUAUGUUGAUCAAGAACGGGAAAACAUAAGCACUGAGUUUCACGAGCGGCUAAGUAAAAUUGAGAAGCUGAAGAAUAGAUAUGAAAUUCUGACUGUUGUUAUGCUGCCUCCUGAAGGAGAAGAGGAGAAAACACAGGCCUAUUAUGUAAUAAAGGCUGCUCAAGAAAAAGAAGAACUUCAAAGGGAAGGUGACUGUUUGGAUGCCAAGAUCAACAAAGCUGAAAAAGAAAUCUACGCUCUAGAAAAUACCCUUCAAGUGCUGAACAGCUGUAACAACAAUUAUAAGCAAUCUUUUAAAAAAGUGACUCCAUCUAGUGAUGAGUAUGAGCUAAAAAUUCAACUAGAAGAACAAAAAAGAGCUGUUGAUGAAAAAUACAGAUACAAACAAAGACAUAUCAGAGAACUUCAAGAAGACAUCCAGAGCAUGGAAAAUACAUUAGAUGUUAUAGAACAUUUAGCAAAUAAUGUCAAAGAAAAGUUAUCAGAGAAGCAGGCUUAUUCAUUUCAACUAAGUAAAGAAACGGAGGAGCAGAAGCCAAAAUUAGAAAGAGUGACCAAACAGUGUACAAAACUCACAAAGGAAAUCCGUCUUUUGAAAGACACAAAAGAUGAAACACUGGAAGAACAAGACAUCAAACUUCGUGAAAUGAAACAGUUUCACAAGGUUAUUGACGAAAUGUUAGUUGGUAUCAUAGAAGAAAAUACUGAGAUCCAUAUUAUUCUUCAAACAUACUUUCAACAGAGUGGGUUAGAACUACCUACCGCUAGCACUAAAGGCAGUCGUCAGAGUUCUAGAUCUCCUUCACAUACUUCACUACUAUCAGCAAGGUCAUCUAGGAGUACAAGUACAUCUACUUCUCAGUCUUCAAUUAAAGUAUUGGAGCUUAAAUUCCCGGCCUCCUCUUCACUAGUAGGCAGCCCUUCUAGGCCAACUAGUGCUAGUAGUAGCUCUAGUAAUGGUAAGAGCAAAAAGAGCAGCAAAUAAACAUUUUAAUCUCUUCUGAAAAAGUCGUAAACACAAAAACAAAAAUAUACUUUAAAAUACAAAACGACCCAACACAUUUUAUCUAGUGGAAAGUGUAAAAACUUAGUGGUAAGUGUAAAAACUGAUAGUUUAAAAAAAAAAGGAAUGUUCUCAUUUUCUCUACUGUUUUCUUCAUACUGAAGAAAAACAUUAAUAGCAGAUUCUUGACAAGGCUACAUGUCAUACAAGCAUAGGAAAAAUGCUGUAUUUCACUGUAAUUUUGAUGUUCAUAGUGUUAGAAAAUAGUUUGCUUCAUUAUUUCACGAAACUACACUCACUUCUAAUGUAACAAUCUUUCAAGAAGAAAUUUCUAAAGAUUUUCUGUACUAUUAAUGAGCGUAUUACAAUGUGAAAAUCUCAUUUACCCUACAAGACACCAAAAUUAGGUUUUCUUUAUUCAAAGUAACUAUUUCUCAGUCUUUUGGGGAGAAAAAUUGUUAAAGGCAGUUUCUUCUUUUGCUAUAAUUUUUAACCAAAAAAUAGCAUCAACCCCUACCACCCCCAAAAAAAAAUCAGUAAGAGAAACACUGUGUAUCAAUUUUAAAAUGCAGCUUAAAUUUAUAAAAAUCACUUCUGACCUUGAAAUAAAUCAAACACAUUAAAGAUUUGCUUUCAGAUACAGCCAACCAAGUAUAAAGAAUUUUGAAAUUUUCUUGAUUUAAUAAACGAUUUAAUGAAAGCUAGAUAUGACUUGAUUUGCAAUAGAUAUUUCAUUUACAGUUGGAGGUAGACUGCCAAAUGUAGUAGUUUUUCCAGUUAACACUUCAUUAUAACAUGUGCCCAACACUUUGUACUCCUGGAUAGAGUGUGGAAUAUUAUAAAACUGGAUUUUAAAUAAAUGUAUUAGAAUUCA
Messenger RNA from Nomascus leucogenys (northern white-cheeked gibbon), 3792 nucleotides. It is a transcript of the gene CCDC39, whose product is annotated as coiled-coil domain 39 molecular ruler complex subunit. Gene Ontology annotation, biological process: cilium-dependent cell motility; inner dynein arm assembly; cilium movement. The record is from RefSeq and is a predicted model, not a curated record. NCBI's taxonomy places the organism in Eukaryota, Metazoa, Chordata, Mammalia, Primates, Hylobatidae. Gene Ontology annotation, cellular component: axoneme.